AGAAGAACACUGUUAAGGAGAUAAACAUGCUUUCUUGAAUGUUUGUUCUACUUUUUACCUCAAAAUUGUUUAUUGAUGAUUACUAAUGAACUUCAAACACUAGUUUUAACUUCGAAAAUACUCUAUAAUCACUGGUUUUCAAGAAACUGAAAGGUUUUCGUGAGUUAUUGUCGUGAAUGCGAGGGAAAACUGUCGGCCUUGCUUUGGUAAAUGUUACGGUAAGUUUGCUCAGCUGUCCAAGGCCCCGUGGAAAAGAUCCCGUUUCCCUGGAUACUCAUAAAGAUUGUUACUUGACUAUUUGAGAGCUUUACAAGACCAUUAACGCUAAACUUCAUAUAUAGAAGACGUAAAACGGACCGUGAUCGUGAUACCAAAUGCAAAACAUGAGUUUUCUUCAAGUGGCUCUGAGGAAAUGUUGCUGCAGCUCUUCUAAUUUCGUUUCUUUGUGGUAGAAAAAUAUACGGCAAGACGUCUCAUCAAUGAAAUUCAAAACUCAAUCAAAGAAAGGACACUUGAACAAUGAGCGGUAAUCCAUUAUGGCAGUCGAGCUUGACAGCCAGUUUUGGAGACCUAAAACUGAAUUCCAAACCCCCAACAGGGUUGAUAAGAGAAAAGGCCAAACCACUUUUAUUGAAGUCUGAAGGAAAACAAAAACCCCAUCCCCCAACAUUACCCAAAAAGACACAACCAACUGGAGAAAACCUUCUUCUAAAUAAACCAACACCUCCAUCGAUACCAAGAAGUAAAAACACAUUUCAAAGGAAGUUUUACAAGACAGAGGAAGCACUUUUUGAAGACAGAGUGUGCGGCGAUGGGGAAUCAUGCAAGGAUGAUGAUUAUUUUGAAAAAGACAUUGUAUGGGAACGACAACCAGGAGAUGGAUGUUUCUCAGAUAUUGCAGAAGAAGAUGAAGAUGAUGUUGAUGACAGUGAUAAUGACUGUACUGUGGAGGGAGAAGACAAUUUUGAGGAUGAAUACUACGAAUGUGAUGAGAUGGUUGAUGGGGAAGAGCUUAAUGGGUUUUCUGAUGAUGAUGGUGAUGAUGAUGAUUGUGCUUCAAGCUGUACUACCCCUUCUAGAGUACAGUCAGCCAGGUCCAGAUUAUCAAGUGCAGCUAUUAAUAAACAGAAAAGUUCAACAUCUGCAUCUAGAUUAACAAGCAAAGCUAACAGUGCAAGGCAUGCAGCUUCUCCUGGUUCUUGUAGACAAACCAAUAAUUGGGUCCAGUCUGGAAGCAACGAAGAUGGGGAUGUCAAACCAGCAUUAGUACAAAGCUUGUUCAAGCAUGUACCACCAACCAUCUAUUUUACCAUUGAAGGUGAAAAAGUUGCCUCACUUCCACACGAUCUUCGUAAACUUUUGAAAUGGAAAAUGAGUUCAAUAACUCCCAAUGUUAUCAAGCAAUGUAUAGCAAGGUCUGGAUUUAAGCCAACUAAAAGAUCCAGUGAUUGGAUUGGCUAUUGGGGAAAACACAUGAAAGCUACAGCAUUUAAAUCUGUGAGGGAAUAUCAAAAGGUAAACCAUUUCCCAGGAACAUUCCAGAUAGGAAGGAAAGACAGACUAUGGAGAAAUGUUUCAAAACUCAUGAUUCAACAUGGGAAAAAGGAGUUUGGUUUCUUACCACAAACAUAUUGCCUUCCCUAUGAUUUCAAACAACUGAAAAGAGCAUGGGAUGAAGGAGGUUCAAGACAGAAAUGGAUCUUGAAACCACCUGCAUCAGCAAGAGGAAUUGGUAUAAAGGUCAUUCAUAAAUGGUCACAAAUACCAAGAAAGAGGCCAGUCAUAGUUCAGAGAUAUCUUCACAAGCCCUUCCUAAUUAACGGCAGCAAAUUUGAUCUAAGAAUAUAUGUCUACAUCACGUCAUAUGAUCCAUUGAGGAUUUAUAUUUUUGAAGAUGGUUUGGUGAGGUUUGCAACUUGCAAGUAUUCCUCAUCUGUGAAGACACUCAGUAACCGAUUUAUGCACCUGACUAACUACAGUGUAAACAAGAAAAAUGAAGGUGCUUAUCAACCUAACUCAGAUGAUUCAGUUUGCCAAGGACAUAAAUGGAGUCUCAAGUCAUUGUGGGGAUACAUGAAGAAAGCUGGUAUCAACCACAACCAGGUCUGGGAGAACAUCAAAGACAUCAUUGUCAAGGCUAUUAUUGCGUCUGAACAGUUUGUAAAUAUUCUAGUGAAACAAAAUGUCAGAAAAAGGUCUUGCUGUCAUGAGUUGUUUGGCUGUGAUGUUAUGUUGGAUGAGAAUCUGAAACCCUGGUUAUUAGAGGUUAAUAUUUCACCCAGCUUGCAUUCAAACUCACAACUCGAUAAAAACAUCAAGGGUCAAAUGAUUAAAGAUUUGCUAAACCUCGCUGCUUUUCAUAUCCCUGAAAACCUGGUCACAACAACUAAUGCAAGCWCCAACGGAAUGAACCUUUUUGUUAAAGACAAGGGUCUUUCUUCGUUAUCAUCUGAUGAACGAGCUAAGCAUGCAUUUUAUAUCAAGAAGAAUCUUGAUGAGAGAGCCAAGCAAACCAUCUUAGACACCUUAACACCAAAUGACAUAAAGAUUCUAAUAGAAACAGAAGAUGAGUAUAGUCGCCGUGGUUGUUUUCAAAGAGCCUUUCCAUCAAUGACAUCUCACAAGUAUUUACAGUUUUUUCAAGUUAAUAGGUAUUAUGAUAUUCUUCUUGAUGAGUGGACAAGAAAAUACCUUAGAGAAGGUAGAAGCACAAUACUGGGGGUUGGAUACCUUCAAGGUUUAGCAGAACAAAAGCUUCACCUUGGUCCCACAAAUGACCAAGCUCAUCAGUGGACCUGUCCUCAAGGUGUUUCCUAUAGAUCCCUUUCUGCCCCUUUAGUCGGUGGAGAGUAUGGCACUCUGAAACAAAGUGCGUCAAUGCCUGUGCUUCUUCCAAAAAUCAACAAAAAGAGUGUUCGAAGCAAAUCACAGCAGAACAAGAGUACUACAAGAAGUCAUAGUGUUCGAAUGAGGUCCAAGCAUUCCAUAUGACGUUUACAGGGGAGGAGGUGGGAGAGCAAGCCCUGCCUCCCCCCGAUAGAACCUGAGAGUAAAGUCGACAAAAAUCCACACACAGAAUGUACCGUAUUCAACUGUCCUCAAAAGAAAUUUAUAUUUGAACUUAUGUAUUAUCUAAGGAGGGUGGAAUUUAGCCCAGAUAGAUUUGUUCAUGAUGAGGAAGAUUGACAUUCAAGUUAUCAAGUAUUUUGAUAUUAUGUUUUAUGCAUAACAUGAGAAGCUUUUUCGUGAUUUUGAAGCAAUAAAGAUUUGUGAGUGAUACAAGAUGUACAGUCAUACAGUAUUUAGCUUAGGCAGUUUUAAAUUUUAGCGUGUUUAAUAAUGUGAUUUAACUACUGGUAGAAAUCAUUAGUUAGAAAUAAGAGUUAAAAAUAGUUUUGUAUAAAAAGGGCAACAUGAAUUUUAUCAUUUAGUUUUUUUUUUAAUAUUAUGAUAUUCUAUACAAAAGCUACUUCAAUAUUGUUAAAAUUGUUGGCCAAAUCCUUCCUUAUUUUCCAGUAACCCAUGCUUUUUACUGUUUGUAUAAAGACAGAUCAAACUUAGUAAUGUUUUUUUUUACGGUGCCACAUUGCCCUCUUUGUACGAUACAAACCUAGAUUAAUUUUAUGAAAUAAAAUAGUAUAUUGUGUAUAAGAAUGAGUUUAACCAUAUAAUGGCAAAAAGAUUUGAUUUUUAAAACAAUGUAAUAUUUUGUAAAGUAUUUAUUCAAGAGUUUCAUAAAGUGUACAUUGGAUGAUUUUCAGAAAAUUGAUUUUUUAAGAGUCU
Messenger RNA from Exaiptasia diaphana, 3783 nucleotides. RefSeq names its product tubulin polyglutamylase TTLL4. Gene Ontology annotation, molecular function: tubulin binding; tubulin-glutamic acid ligase activity. Bases 520 to 2991 code for a protein of 823 amino acids. The transcript has 23 exons. The record is from RefSeq and is a predicted model, not a curated record. Gene Ontology annotation, cellular component: cilium. Gene Ontology annotation, biological process: microtubule cytoskeleton organization; protein polyglutamylation. Lineage: Eukaryota; Metazoa; Cnidaria; Anthozoa; Actiniaria; Aiptasiidae.